AUGUUCCUCAUAAGCUCGUCGGGCUUCCUCGUCAACCUGUACAUUCUGAUCAAAAUGCGUGCACGGCUGAAGGACGCGAACGAGUUCACGAAGCUCAGUCUGGCCAAGACGAUUCCGAAUAUGAUUGUGUGCGCGGCGUUCCUCUUCUGGGCGGCCCCAUUGUCCACUUUUCAAGUGUCUCAGCCACGUCUUCCGCUCUUCCUCAACGUACUAAUCGGCCAGAUUACCGGCUAUGGCGCCUAUAUCGCUGGACCGUGUAUUUUGUUUCUAACCGCCUCCAACCGAUGGUUCUCAAUGUUCUUCCCGUUUUAUAAACUGCCGGUCCGUGGCGGUUCGGUCACGCGUCUAUCGCUUUGUUUUGUCGUCCUCAUCGCCUUGUUUUUCACGAUAUCCGGAAUGGUCCCUUGUGAGUUUUUUUCUUUCCACCUGUCUCCGUUCGAGAACGCAUUUCGUUCUCUUAACUUUAGAACAAAGUAUCUCAGCUGCCAGUAGAGAUAUGAAAAAGUGGUCAACUAACAAAAUGUACUCGAUUUUAUGAAGAACAAUUUGUUAGUUGACAACUUUUUGAUAGCACCAAAAAGAAACGUUUAAUUUUUCUUUCCAAUUAUUCCAAUCAAUUUUACAGUAUGGAGCACAGAUCUCUCAAACACUUUCAUUCCAGUAUCAUGCGGUUUCCUAUACGAUCCCCAACAGUUUCUUUGGACUUUUCUAGUGCAAGAGGAGCUAGAGUGUCCGACGGCGGUCGGAACUGUCUCCACUAUUAGCAUUAUUUGUCUCGAUUUGACGUCCAACUCGAUCAAUUUGACGAUACUGCUAAAGUUGGGCUCGGAGAAGGUGGGCGGAUUGUCGACGCACGCGAUGAAGAAUCGCAGGAAGAAGAGUUUGCGGAUGUUUAUGCAGGUGAGAGAUUGGUUUUUUUGUUUCUAUGUCAUUUUGAAUUCAACUAGUUGACCUGUGAUCUGAACUAGAUGGCCUAGAAAUCCAACUAGACUCUUCAACUUUUGAACAAAAUGUUCAGAGCGUCACGCAGGACUGUCUGCACAUUGUCGACAUCAUCAACUGGCAAUUCAUAGCGGGAAUGAGGCACGAGUUGUGGUGGGAGUUCAUCUUUUACACAAUGUCGCUGCUGACGAUCCACGCGUUCGACGGCUUCGUCAUUCUCUAUUUCCAGACGGGCGUGCAUCCGAAAUUUUUCCGCAAAUCCAAAAGUGCAACGAUCACGUGGACGGGUUGAUUACUCAAUAAAUUUUGUUGUUUUUUUUUUCGUGAUAUUGUUGACAUCCGUCCUCCAGGAACUAAUCACUUUUGCUUGAUUGACAUGAGUUCAAUCAAUCUCCUCGACACAAUAACCGAAUUGAAAGCUGUUUUCGGAGAGUUUUGCAGAGGUUCCGUACUGAUAUUCAUUGUGUUGAGUUCAAAGAUUGCGCUCGAAAACUGGGCAAGCGGAAAUGAAAAGUAAUCGGAACGGAAUUUGUUCCGCACACAUGUUCUUGGGGAGUAAAGAUGUCGGGGACAUUUCGGACUUUCCGACAUUUGAACAAUGAUAAACUGUGUCGAAAAUGAGCGGAAAGUCAACGAAUUUGUAUGUAUAGUUUCAGUUUUGCAUGGGUUGGACAGUAUCUAGAACAGUAUCAGUUUAGGCCUUCAACUUACUUGCUGCUAAACCGAUGAUGUUGAUUCUCUAUGUCUCUUUCUCCAUGAUCUACGCUCUUCAGCCCUUCAAAACUCUUCGAUGCGUGAUGAUAGAUGCACCAUGACGGCUCCAAACCCUUCACUUCUUCUUCUUCUUCUUCUUUCUCUUCCAAUGCUGGUCGCCAUCGCCGUCACCGCUCUCUUUCUAGUCAGCUCCUCCGGUUUCCUAGUGAACUUCUAUCUCUUCCUCAAACUAUUGCCCAAAUUCGGCAGCGCGCACGCGUUCACAAAGCUCUGUGUGGCCAAGACCGUUCCGAAUAUGCUCGUGUGUGCGGGCUUUCUGUUCUGGUCCGCCCCAUUGUCCACUUUUCAAGUGUCGAUGGCGGAUCUACCCGUGUUCCCGAACGUACUCAUAGGCCAGACGAUCGCGUAUGGCGCCUACAUUGCUGGCCCGUGCAUUUUGUUCCUGGUCGCCACAAAUCGAUGGUUCGCAAUGUUUUUCCCGUUUUACAAACCGCCGAUUCGCGGCGGAAUCGUUAUCAACGGUCUUCUCGUCGUCGUGCUCAUCGUCGCACUGUUCUUCACGAUUCGAGGAAUGAUCCCGUGUGAGUUUCAUACAUUUUUAGCGCUUUACGAAAGAAAUAAAGUGUGUUUCAGUGUCGUGCGGCUUCCUUUACAAUCCACAACGUUAUCUCUGGGUUUGGCUGACCUAUAAGCGUGCGGAUUGUGCGACAAACGUCGAAAACGCGAACACGAUCAGCAUCGUUUGUCUGGAGCUAUUGUCGAAUUCCCUCAAUCUCACAACUCUUUUGAAAUUGUGCUCGGAGAAGGUGGGCGGAUUGUCGACGCACGCGAUGAAGAGCAGAAGGAAAAGAAGGAACCGCAUGUUCACUCAGGUUUAUUUUUUUCGAUUCUCAGCAAUUCUUUUUAAAAGAAUGCCAACUUUCAGAGUGUGACCCAGGACUGUCUGCAUCUGGUGGAUAUCAUCAACUGGCAACUGAUUGUCGGUCUCAAUUCCGACGUCUACUUCAGUUUCAUCUUUUCCACAAUGUCGCUGCUGUCGAUCCACGCAUUCGACGGCUUCGUCAUUCUCUAUUUUCAAACGGAAGUGCACCCCAAGUUUGUGAGAAAGACGACUACGUUGAAGAAAGCGAAGAGUAGCACUAUUAUCACUUUGACAUAA
Messenger RNA from Caenorhabditis sp. 36 PRJEB53466, 2815 nucleotides. The record is from the annotation of a GenBank genome assembly. NCBI's taxonomy places the organism in Eukaryota, Metazoa, Nematoda, Chromadorea, Rhabditida, Rhabditidae.